Molecule: messenger RNA, 2459 nt
Organism: Acipenser ruthenus (sterlet)
Lineage: Eukaryota; Metazoa; Chordata; Actinopteri; Acipenseriformes; Acipenseridae
Product: carcinoembryonic antigen-related cell adhesion molecule 5-like
Exons: 13
Coding region: 225-2303 (692 amino acids)
Source: RefSeq, a predicted model, not a curated record
AGGAUUCAAAUAUAGCUUUCAUCCAUGUGUUUUAUAAAAUAAUAAAAAAAAAUAAAAGAAUAAAUGAAAAGAAUAGUGUGGUAUAGUUUAUAUAAGUGUGUAUGAAACCAUUCAUGAACAUGUUUUGUGUAAAAACAAAAGCAGGUGGGUCAAAUGAUCAGGUUCGUUGAUAGAGAGCCUCUUAUCUGAAAUGAUACGAACGAGGAAGUCUCUUUCACACGGCAAUGGAGAACUCGCAAGCAGCACUUCUGACGCUGGGGUUCCUGCUGUUUCUAAAAGGAUGUGAAACUUUGGCAUCAGAACACACUACAAACCUCGCUGUGGGUGUUGGAGAGGAUGUGCAGCUGGAGAUUAAUCCACUUGUAGCUGUAUUUUCAGUAAACUGGUAUUUUGCAUAUACAGGCCUAGCUAUUGUGACAUGGAACGGUUUCUCUGAGACUGUAAACCCUCAAUAUCAGGGUAGAGUCGAGCUGAAUAAAAACACAGGAACACUGACGCUCAAAAAUGUAAACCGAAGUGACUCUGGAGAUUAUUUGUAUCAGGCUGUAAGCACUGCAACAGGACAUCCGGUACAAUAUAAUGGAAGCAUUGCCUUGAAUGUUUAUCAACGCAGUACAAACCUCGCUGUGGGUGUUGGAGAGGAUGUGCAGCUGAAGAUUAAUCCACCUGUAGCUGUAUUUUCAGUGAACUGGAAUUUCGGAUCUACAGGCCCAGUUAUUGUGACAUGGAACGGUAUCUCUGAGACUGUAAACCCUCCAUAUCAGGGCAGAGUCGAGCUGAAUAAAAACACAGGAACACUGACGCUCAAAAAUGUAAGCCGAAGUGACUCUGGAGAUUAUUUGUCUCAGUAUGUAAGCAUUGCAACAGGACAUCCGGUACAAUAUAAUGGAAACAUCGCCUUGACUGUUUAUCAACCUGUCUCCCAACCCACAGUCCGCUCCAAUGUGACUGAUCCAGUGGAGUUCAAUGACACUGUCAGUUUAACCUGUACAGCCUCUGGCUCUGCCGUUUCCUACCGAUGGUUCAAUGGCAGCUCUGUGGUUAGUGACAGUGAGCGGAUUCGUCUGAGUGAUGACAAUAAAACACUGACCAUACCCAGGGUGUUGAGAUCUGAUCAUGGGACCCUGUAUUGCUAUGUGUUUAACCCUAUUAGUAACAGCACCAGCGAGGCGUUUCAUCUCAUCGUGAGCUAUGGACCAGAAUCCCUCACUCUGUCUAUCAGCACCCAAAAGCCGAUCUAUAGUGCAGGAUCAGACCUCACUCUGUCCUGCUCUGCACAGUCCAGCCCACCUGCUCACUACCAAUGGUUCUUUAAUGGAGCCCCUCUUAACAAACUGGGCUCACAGCUGAAUAUCAAUCACAUUCAACACAAUCAGACUGGAAACUAUACCUGCUGGACUUAUAACAAUAUAACCCUCAAAUAUGCUAAGGAAACAGGAGAGAUUAUUGUUGUGGAGCUGAUAACUCAUGUAAAUGUGAAACCCAGCCUUGCACAGCCAAUAGCAAACCAGGCUCUAAACCUGACCUGCGAGGUGUUUGGAUCACAGGCUGUUUCCUCAAGGCUCUGGCUGAAGGACGGUCAGCCCUUGUCCGCUAGUGACAGAAUAACAUUAUCUGUGGACAGCAGUGUAGUCUCCUUCAACCCAGUGCUGCAGUCUGAUAAUGGAGAAUAUCAGUGUAAAGCUAUUAACCCUGUAAUUGAUGUGACGAGCGCUAGAUACAGAUUGGAGGUCUAUUACGGACCAGAGCAGGUAUCUAUUACAGCACCAGACUCAGCAGCUGAAGGCUCAUCUGUAACAUUCACAUGUUCAGCUCAGUCUAGCCCCCCUUGUAAUUACACCUGGUAUUUCAAUGGGAAUGAGACUGCCCAGAGCUCGCAAUACAAGAUAGCUUCUGUAAGCAAUGCUGAUAGGGGAAGUUACACCUGUGUAGCCUGGAACUCAGUGACUGGAAGAAACACUUCUGUGGUAAAGGAAUUUAUUGUGACUGGUUUGGGGUCCUUGUCUUCAGGAGAGAUCGCUGGAAUUGUCAUCGGCACACUUGCAGGGGUCACUGGCGUUGCUCUUGGGGUGUAUUUCAGUGUAAAGCUAUGCAGGAACAAUCCACAUGAUCUCAAACCUGGUCCAGCUCAGAGCAGUCCAGGUUCUGUCAUUUAUGAAAACUUCGAGGGGCCGAGUGCAUCAGCAAUGUAUGAGAACCCAACUGCUAUCCGGAGAGCAGGCGAAGCAAAAAACCCGGACAGCACAUACACAGGCUUACAGUUUCCUGAUCAGUCCACAUACAGCACCUUGAACAGACCCUGAUUCAGGAAACAUCACAUCAGCCGUACAGCCUGUGACCUCAAGAGUAUUUCUGAAAGUUUUUAUUUAAAUAUUUCUACUACUUCUGCUUCCUGCACCUAAUGACUGUUUCUGUUGUAUUUUUAUAAACACACACACACACACUGCAUUCACACACAC